AUGGCGGUGGCAGCAAACUUCGACUGUCCUGAAAGGGACAAAUUUCAACAUUGCUUCACAAAAUUACGGUGCUUUGUAUAUACAGAGGACAAUUCGGUUAAAACAGACCUAAAUCUUUUACUUGACCAAGUAAACUCCCUUGAAUAUUCGACAGUGCUUGUCACACCACAGCAAGGCAGUGAAGUGCUUAUACGGCUUUGUUGUCAAAUUCCAUAUCAUCAAGAAAGGCUGGUGGUUAAAACAUGUCAAGCAGCAAAUUUGUGGAUGAAAAAACAAAGGAUAAGCUUGUCUGAUGAGUGUGUGAUGCAAAUGUGUGACUACUUGGUGCUGGUGAUCCAACGCUGCCAGACCUGGGCAGUACCAGAGAUACUUAGGACACUCGCCUCACUCUUCUAUGAGAACACAGAUAAACUGCAGCAGUACCAUGAGAGAUUGUUAGGGAGGCACGGUAUCCUUACACAACUCAUUAACAGCGAUAUAACAGAUCCGGAAACACUAAAGGAGGCAGUUGUAUGUUUGCAGUGCCUCACACUCAGACCAAGUACAAGUGAGUACUUGUCUGCAGUGCACAUGGAUGUCUGCUACGAUGUGUUCUGUAUGCUGCUCCAUAGGAUGCCCUCUGUCAACAUCGACCUUCUCCUCCAGUGCAAGAUCCUGACCUACUGUUUGCGAGGCAUUCAGAACCUAAUAAGAGUCACAAAGGAAGUGCCUGCAGGAAGACUUGGGGUCCUAUUGGCAGCUGUCAGGGCGUACAUGUUUUAUGGUGUUGGAGGCCAGGCAGUUGAAAUUCCAGAGAGCCUAUAUCCAUCCCCUCUCACCAAGAUAGAACCUCCCAGGGCUGGGAAACCCUCCACACAGCAAGCCACUGCACAAACAUCAGGUCAAAAGAAGUCCAAAAGAAAACCCAAAAAACAGGACAAAAAAGGGGCUAAGCAAAAUAAAAAGCAGGAUGACCUAGAUGGUGACCUUGACCCCAAUGAACCUUCAGCAGGUGGUGACACUGUAAGCCAAGGCAAUGACAUCAGUCUGGAAUUUGAUUUUGAUCCGAUGGCAAGCUAUGUUGCCUGGUCAAAGGUGAGCAGCUCUGACUCAGAGUGGUCGGACACGGAGGGAGGUCAGGGGUCAAGAGCAAGGUCAAACUCAACCAAGGUUCGACAGUGCGCUCUCAGCACCUUCUAUUGGAUUGCAAAGUUUACAGAGAAGAAGGUGUUGUUUGGCUACUGGUGGUCUUUUCUCCCGGACAGCCAGAUGGCCACCAGCAGUGCUGGGGCUCAGUCUCUCCUCAAUAUUGUCCUCAAAGACACAUCACCAAAGUGUCGUAUGGGAGCGUUAGCGGCCAUUUCUGUGCUGAUAGACAACACAAAGCUGAUGCUUAGUGCUGCGGAGGACAGUGAUGACACGAAGACAGCGACGUUCAUCCCAUUCUCAAUAGUUCUGGGCACCACGAUCCGCGAGGUCCACCGCUGUCUCUUCCUUGCUCUCGCAGCGGAGAACUUUCCGAUCACACUCACACAGCUGCUCAAGUGUUUUGGAACUGUGAUUGCUAAUGUGCCAUACCACAGAAUGAGGCCAGGGUUGCUGGGAAAGAUUGUAAAGCAUAUAAGACACUUUGUCAACCAUAGAGAUCCCAAUGUGCGAGUAGCCUGCCUCACCUGUCUUGGCUCUAUAGCAAACAUCCGUCCACCUUUAAUGGAGGUGUGUCACAUUGUACAGUCAGUGAAACCCUCCUUUGCAGGGCUGCCAUUGGCUGAACUGGACAAAAGUGUGAACUCAUCAGAGGCUGGUGAAAUUAGUGACUUAGCAUCUGGAUUCAGUAAUUCUUUAACUGUGAGCUCUUUAGAGAAUGGAGGAGCGAAAACCAAUGAGUAUUCAGGGGAGACUACACCAAAACAUGAUACAGCUUAUUCAUCAGGGACUGCAACUCCUGCCUUUUCAGAGCAGGUGUUACAGAUGUUUUCUAAAGACAUCUCGUGGAUAGUGCGUCUUUGUGUGAAGAACAUCCUGCCUCAAGGGGGACAAGAGGCCCUAGAAGAGUACCACACAGAGCCCCUUCCUGUCAGACUUGAGUCUCUACAGGUUCUCUCAAACCUCACCAAGGGUUACUUCCCUGUUAUCAGAAAUUGUGUUCCCUUAUUACAAGAACUUACACUUCAAUGCUUCUGUGAUAGUGAUCCAGUGGUCAAACUACAUACAGCUAAAUUGCUGGAUGAGUUGAGCCAAGUGUUGCAGCAAGCUGUAUCCACUGUUGAGUCUGGUAUCCCACCCACCCCAGACGUCAUCACAAAAGACAAGGUGCUGGACUUUUGGCUAGCCCUGUUGAACGGUCCCAUCCAGGAGGUGCUGCAGGCCAGGGGCCAUGAUGCCGUCAAGGCCGUCGCCUGUGACUGCCUCGCUAACCUUGGUGAUCUCAUCUUCAAAUCUCUGCCUCUAGACAAGCGUCUGCUGUGUGUGACAGUGGCCCUUGGGCUGGCUGGGGAUGAGGAUCGCCUCAUACGGGCAGCUGCCAUUAGAACACUCGGCAUCUUUGUUCUCUACAAGACCCUUAGGGAGGAUGUGUCAUUUGUGGUUGACUGUGCGGCGGCCAUUCUGGGUGCCAUUGAUGAUGCCAACAUGUUUGUCAAGGUCAAGGCUGCAUGGUCACUUGCCAACCUCGGCGACGCCAUUGCUUCCAACAGGGAAGAUGGUGACUCAGAGUUCAUGGAGGAUUUCUCGGACGUUGUGCUGCUCAACAUUAUCACCACGGCGACCAGGCUCAGUCAGGAGUCGGACAAGAUUAAGCCUAAUGCAGUCCGCACCCUCGGAAAUAUACUGCGAUGUCUAUCUAAUAGGCAACUGGGUAAGGAAGCGUUUGUGCAGGCCGUGAACUCCGCUGUGGCAUCCCUGAUGAAGUGUGCCAGCUCCGGGGCCAUGAAGGUUCGUUGGAAUGCAUGCUAUGCCAUCAGCAACAUGUACAAAAAUGAAGAUCUGAACCAGGGCCAGACAACAUGGAAUAGAGACGUAUUGGAUGUCCUCUGCUCUGUGAUCACAGACUGUAAGAACUUCAAGGUUCGCAUAAAUGCAGCUAUUGGCCUCUCUGCACCAGAGCUGCGGGCCCAGUAUGGGAACCAGGCCUGCUACUGUCGCGUGUGGGAGGGUGUCAUUGUCGCAUUCGGCACUGCGGAGAAUAUUGCAGAGUUUAUUGACUUCAAGUACAGGGAUAACCUUGUGGAACAGCUGUGUAUGACAACGUUCCACCUGUUGUCCCUGGUAACCGUUGACGACCUUGGUUCCCUGUAUCCACUGAUAGACCAACACAGGGAGCAUCUCACUGCCUGCCUCAACAAGUACUGCACACACAUUCACAAACAGCCAAACAUAAUGAGUCGGCUGGAGGGUGCCGCGACCCAUCUGGCAGCCCUCUGGCCCCAGCUUAACUCCAACGAGCAGUCCCUGUGUCUCCGACAGCUGAUGGAUAUGUGUAAUGAAGUUACCAAAGACAAGGAGAGUGUUCCAAUGUCUAGGCAGAAGCUGGCCUUCAAGCAGAUUUACGACUGAAGCGGACAUGAAGAAUGUGUGUCUGAGAAGGUCCACAGCUCAUGUUCCAGGUGGCAAUCACCCAGAUGCUGUCAUGUGGGUCCUGUGUCCAAGUGCUGAAUGGGAAGUGUACAACAAGUGUAUUCCAGCGUUCAUUUGUAGUACAAGGCUUGAAAAAGUGAAAUUUCAUCUUUAUUGUUAGAAACAAUAAAUCUAGCUACAGAAAUGUUUUAGAUCAUUAUCUAGUAUUAAAUGUCACGUAAAUUAAUAGUUUGCUUACUAAAAUUAAAUUAAAAUAGUUAUUAUGUGCAUAUGUAUUAUUGAUAAUACUUUAAAUAAUUUAUGAUUCAACAAGCGUAUGAUCCUUAGAAAACACAUGGCAUUGAAGUGUAUGUGAAAAAGUUGAUAUUCUACAAUAUAUUUAAUGAUCUGUGUCAUACAUUUAAAUGUUUUUAUUUUAAUGUUAAAUGUCAAUUGUAUUGAGUCCUGUUAAUGACAAAGGUCCUGUAAAUGUUGAAGUUUAUUAUGGCAAUACAUAUUUUACGCUUUUAUAUUAAGAUGAUAAGUUUACAGGAAGGUAAGCCACUUGAACAACGAAACUGUGUAAGUCAUGUGACUUGAGUUUACUUAAACUGAUGGAUGGUUAUUAUUUGUUUAUUUGGGAAUGAGACAUUCAAGUACUAUGCUUGAAAAAUCUAUAUGGUAUUUGAUGUGAUUCUAUGCCAUCUUGAAUAUCAUUGCAGUGUUAAACCACAUUUCAUUGUCUGGUCUUUACCGUGCUGGCAUUUUUACAAUUGCCCUUUAAUAAUUGUUGAACUGUAUGUAUUGUUAGAGCUUUCUCACAGUUUUCUGCUUUGAAUAAAUAUUAUAAUACA
Messenger RNA from Mya arenaria, 4388 nucleotides. RefSeq names its product HEAT repeat-containing protein 6-like. The record is from RefSeq and is a predicted model, not a curated record. The transcript has 24 exons. NCBI's taxonomy places the organism in Eukaryota, Metazoa, Mollusca, Bivalvia, Myida, Myidae. Bases 1 to 3534 code for a protein of 1177 amino acids.